CCUCGAGCAGACGAUUUUUCUUUCUGGCCUUGCAUAUAUGUACGGAACUACGACGGUUCUCAUCAAAGCUAGCCCCAUAAAUUUAGCGACUGGUCUGUGUGGCGCCCAAAGACAGAAGAUCAUGGAUAGUGACGAUUCCGAUUCGGACACUAUGAUGGGCCCAUCAGGGGACGAUGGGACGACGACAGAGUUCUGCCAGGCUGCUCAACGGGUGCAGAUGCUGGCCGCUGGUCUGCCCAAAGAUAAAUUGCUGUAUCUCUAUGCACGGUAUAAACAAGCUACUGUCGGCAAAUGCAACACGUUACGACCUGGACUCUUUGACUUCCAAGGGAAGCAGAAAUGGGAUGCAUGGCAUGGACUGGGUGCAAUGACCAAAGAUGUGGCCAUGGCUGAGUACGUGGCCGCAGUGAAGGACAUUGACCCUGACUGGUCCAGUGAGAAGAGUGGAGGGAGGGGCAGAAGUGGGAUGGGGGUGGGGGUCAGCACCAUGUGCAAAGAGGAGGAUGACAUCUGUGACGGGAAUAAAACUGUAUUCGAUUGGUGCAAGGAUGGCGACGCAGAGCAGAUGAGUCGAUUACUGGAUGAAGGACGGUUAGGAAUCGACGACCCAGAUGAUGAGGGGAUGAGUCUACUCCACUGGGCGUGUGACAGGGGACAUAUAGGUGUAACCCAGGUGCUCUUAGACCACAAAGCUGAUGUCAAUAUACUCGACGAGGAGGGACAAACGCCAUUACAUUAUGCUGCCACCUGCGAGCACACAGCCAUUGUAGAAAUCCUUCUGAAGUACGGUGCAAACCGGGCACUGACUGACAACGAAGGGUGCAUGCCUCUCGAACUUACCUCAGACAAACUCAUCCAGGAAAUGCUGAGAGUGCAUUAAGACUGACGACGAAAACUGAACGUUUUGUAGGCUGUGGCCUGGGCCUCGUAUGUGCGGCUUUUGGACUGUGGUCAGGUUGAACAGUCCAAUUUGCAGAACAGCUGCGAGUCACCGGUUGUGCCGUCCGCCUUGGCUUCCGUCAACGACGGGCACCAGUGGUAGAUGAUGGUGGCAUGCCCAUGGUCUUUCCAACCAAUCCAAGGACCAUGACACUUAUGUCCUCGGGCAAGACGAUUUACUAUAAUUGCUGCUAUCCACACAGGAGCAAAGGGUUAUCUGAGGGGGCAUAGUCAUCAUCAUGCGAGAGGUCGUCUUUAACCGACAACUUCUCGAGAGACUCUGGUGGUCGCAUUCCAUGCGUCCAUGAGGUCCAGCAUCAGCAUCCUCAGCUCAGCGGUAUUUUGUUGUGCUGCGUCCCUCUUCAACUGGUCGAUGAAAGAUAGUCGCCUCCUGCCCUUGCUCCUAGCUCCACCAACAGGUUCCCACAGUACUAGCGGGCUUGCAGCUAGCUCUGGAUGACCCACACAGUCAGUCCUAAAUACCCAUAUGUGCCAAAGAGUAGAGUGACUACCUCAAAGAAAGUUCUGGUGCUUAUGGGCUCCGUGCGCGAACAAGAGAGGGUGUACGUGUUCUACAUAACCCCCGAGGACCGACACACAAAAGGAGAACAACAGAUCCUUUC
This is a messenger RNA of Patiria miniata (bat star), 1562 nucleotides long. Its product is annotated as acyl-CoA-binding domain-containing protein 6-like. NCBI's taxonomy places the organism in Eukaryota, Metazoa, Echinodermata, Asteroidea, Valvatida, Asterinidae. Gene Ontology annotation, molecular function: fatty-acyl-CoA binding; protein binding. The record is from RefSeq and is a predicted model, not a curated record. The coding region runs from base 38 to 880 and encodes 280 amino acids. The transcript has 7 exons.